GGUGCAAUUAUUAGCGCGUUGGACAAAGGAGCCGAGACUAUAGCCAGUUUUACGAAGUCGAAGCGCCCGCGCAUUCAACCGCGCGACGCAAACAGCCGCGCACGCGUACCAUACAAUACAAUAUAAUAUAAUAAAGUGAUAUACAAUGAUGCUCGCCGGGGCGCAGAUCGUUGAAGACAGUAAUGUGGCGUUUAAUAAGAACAAUGCGAGUGUCGCUAUAGAACCUUCAGGGCCGGGGGAGGGGCCCUCGUUCCACGUGAAGCCUUUGAUAGGCUCCAGCAAAGUGGUUAGCAGACAACCCGUCGAUAUGUCCUUCUCAAACAUCACUUGCACUGUCAGCUUGGGUUUCAAUAAAGGAUCCAAGCAGAUCCUGCACGGUGUCAAUGGUCGCUUCCGACCACGGAAGCUGAUAGCCAUCAUGGGACCGUCAGGGGCAGGAAAGUCCACACUACUGGAUGUAUUGUCUGGGUACCGCAUCAGCGGCGUCGGUGGUGCCGUGUUCAUAAAUGGCAGAGGACGGAUCAUGAAAAACUUCAAAAAGAUGUCGUGCUACAUCCAACAAGACGACCGUCUCCAGGGCUUGCUGACUGUGGGCGAGAACAUGGCGUUAGCAGCCGAUCUCAAACUACCCACCAGAAUGGACAAAUACGAUAAAGGAGAAGUGAUAGAAGACAUAUUAUCAAAUCUUGGAUUAUAUGAACAUAUAAAUACACGAGGCUCCCAACUAUCUGGAGGGCAGAAGAAGAGGCUGUCCAUUGCACUGGAGCUCAUCAAUAAUCCACUGAUUAUGUUCCUCGAUGAACCUACCACUGGGCUUGACAGUUCUUCAUGCUCACAAGUGGUACAACUCUGCCGAAACCUGGCCCAUCAAGGACGUACAAUCAUAUGCACGGUCCACCAACCAUCCGCCUCUCUCUUCAGACUGUUCGAUCAAGUAUAUGUCUUAGCCGCUGGCCAGUGCCUCUACCAAGGCACCACAGACAACUUAGUACCGUACUUAGAGCAUGCUAGCAUACCUUGCCCGAUAUAUCACAACCCUGCUGAUUAUAUAAUCGAACUGGCAUCGGGUGAAUAUGGAGAAGACAAAAUAAAAUACUUAAUGUCAAAGACUGACAACGGCAGAUCCUUAGAUUGGCUAGAAGAGCCAGACUCUAUUCCCAGUAUGGAAGCCCUGAGGAAACAACACCCUCUGUGCGAGCUCAGAAACCUGGAUCCUGGUUCAUCGGAUGAGGAGACCUCUCAAUCCAAUCAGAGAUCGGUACUCAUCAGACGAGGAUUCCUGAAAGCGAAACGUGAUGCGACAAUGACUCACCUGCGCGUUAUCGUAAACAUAUUAGUAGGUCUCAUGCUAGGAGUAUUAUUCAUCAACGCCGGCAACGAAGGCUCCAGGGUUUUAGACAAUUACAACUUACUUUUCGCCAUCUUGAUGCACCAUAUGAUGUCACCGAUGAUGUUAACUAUCUUAACUUUCCCUGCCGAGAUGUCUGUAUUAUCCAAAGAACAUUUCAACAGAUGGUACUCGCUGGGCUCUUAUUAUAUAUCUAUAACCAUAGUGGAUCUACCGAUAUCCAUAGUCGCGUGUGCCAUAUUCAGCGUGAUCGUGUACACGAUGUCAGGGCAACCGCUGGACAUCGUCAGGUUCUCCAUGUUCUUCGUCAUCUCGCUGUACACGGUGCUGGUCGCGCAGAGCUUCGGACUCAUGAUCGGUGCGGCAUUCGACGUUGUUAACGGUACAUUCCUGGGUCCGACCUUCUCCGUGCCUAUGAUGAUGUUCGCCGGUUUCGGUGUGACGCUACGAGACUUGCCUUCAUACCUCUACUGGGGUUCAUACGUGUCGUACCUUAGAUACGGCCUGGAGGGCUUCAUCGCUGCAAUUUACGGCAUGGACCGACCAAAAUUGGCGUGUGAAGAGGCGCUAUAUUGCCAUUAUAGACUUCCUCGCAUCUUCCUCAAUGAUGUGGCCAUGUCUCCGGACAUGUUCUGGUGGGACGUGCUGGCGCUGACGGUGUUCCUCUUCGUGCUCAGGAUAGCUGCGUUCCUUCUUCUCAAAUGGAAACUUACCGCUGUCCGAUAAAUUGUAACAGUUCUCUAGCGAACAUCCAUUUUUAUUUUUAGUUUAAAAUUAAAUUAAUUAAAUCAAAUUAGUCAAACAAAUACAGACUGUAAGUCACGACUUUUACAACAACCAAAGUAAAAGAGACUACAUUUGGUCGUGAUUAGUAAAUAUUAUAAUAUAUUAUAAUACUGGUUUAUAAUGUUUUAAAAUAAUUAGUUGUGAGUAAUAAUUCUAAAGUGCCAAUUACUGAAAUUUAUCAUCAUUACGAUCAUCAUUAUUAUUUCAGUCAUUUGCACUGAAUUUUAUAUUUUAAAUUAAAUAAACUGACAUGAAAAACUUAUAAGGAUCACCAAAGACUAUAUUUAAUCGAGGUUUUUUCAACAUACUACAGCAUAGGGUU
Galleria mellonella (greater wax moth) is the source of this 2456-nucleotide messenger RNA. RefSeq names its product ATP-binding cassette subfamily G member 4. Bases 146 to 2074 code for a protein of 642 amino acids. The record is from RefSeq and is a predicted model, not a curated record. Gene Ontology annotation, cellular component: plasma membrane. Gene Ontology annotation, molecular function: ATP hydrolysis activity; ATP binding; ABC-type transporter activity. The transcript is spliced from 11 exons. Lineage: Eukaryota; Metazoa; Arthropoda; Insecta; Lepidoptera; Pyralidae.